AAUUCCCAUUUGCUCAAACAUUCAAUUUGGGUCAAUUUGGCUUUUUUUCCUGUGUAGGAAAGAACCCACUAUCCAACUAUCCAUGGCUACAGUUUCAGCACCUUUGGUUUCUUCUCCCAAACCCUCUUCUUCUUCUUCUUCUUCUUCUUCUUCUUACCAUGCUUCCAUUUCCUUCUCAAAAUUCACCACAAAAACAAACUCUUUCAGACCCAAAAGAACCAUAACCAGAACCAGAAGCUUAACAUGGCUGAAUCCACAACAACCACGUGCUGCACUCGUGGAAGCAACACCACCACCACCACCACCACCAACCUCAGCUGCGCCACCACCACGGCCACCACAACCAUCAGUGAAGGUUCUUGCACUCCCUGCUGACCGUGCUGAUGACCUUCAAGCCGAAGCAAGAGCCAUGGCACGUGCUUCCAAUGCCACUCUAUACACCCCUGAACUCAUUGCCUCCAGAUACAAAUCACGACCCUUCAAGGUGGUGGGAAGGACCUUUCAGAUUCUGAGUGCUUUGGGUACUUUUGCGUUGAAGCUUUUCAUUGACCAAAGGAAUGGGACGCUUGAUCAGAAUAAGAGGAUUCGUGCAAUUGAGCUUAGGACCAUAUUCACUAGAUUGGGACCUACUUUUGUGAAAUUGGGUCAGGGAUUGUCUACUAGACCUGAUUUGUGUCCACCUGAGUAUUUGGAAGAGCUCUCUGAACUUCAAGAUGGUUUGCCGACAUUUCCUGAUGUGGAUGCCUUUGCAUGCAUUGAGGAAGAAUUAGGACUAUCCCUCGAAUCUAUCUACUCGACUAUAUCUCCAUCACCCAUAGCAGCAGCCAGUUUAGGCCAAGUUUACAAGGCUCGGCUGAAGUACUCUGGGAAACUUGUUGCCGUAAAGGUGCAACGCCCUGGUAUAGAGGAAGCUAUUGGAUUGGAUUUCUACCUUAUAAGAGGCCUAGGGUUUCUUAUAAAUAAAUAUGUGGAUGUAAUAACCACCAAUGUUGUUGCACUUAUUGACGAAUUUGCACGGAGGGUAUUUCAAGAGCUUAACUAUGUGCAGGAGGGACAAAAUGCAAGGAGGUUCAAAAAAUUGUAUGCCGACAAGCAGGAUAUUUUCGUCCCCGAUGUUUUCUGGGACUACACAAGUGCUAAAGUACUAACAAUGGAAUGGGUUGAUGGAGUCAAACUCAACGAGCAAGAAGCAAUUGAGAAACAAGGAUUAAAGGUCUUGGAUUUGGUGAACGCCGGCAUUCAGUGCAGCCUUAGACAACUACUUGAGUAUGGAUAUUUCCAUGCAGAUCCUCAUCCUGGGAAUCUCUUGGCAACACCCGAGGGAAAGCUUGCUUUUCUAGAUUUCGGGAUGAUGAGCGAGACACCAGAAGAAGCAAGAUUUGCCAUAAUUGGUCAUGUUGUUCACUUGGUUAACCGGGACUAUGAGGCUAUGGCUCGUGAUUAUUAUGCUCUUGAUUUCUUGUCAAGUGAUGUCGAUGUGUCUCCAAUUGUACCGGCACUUCGCGACUUUUUCGAUGAUGCACUUAAUUAUACCGUGAGCGAGCUUAACUUCAAAACACUAGUGGAUGGUCUGGGAAAUGUUUUGUAUCAAUAUCCAUUUAAUGUGCCGGCAUACUAUGCAUUAAUAUUGAGGUCUCUCACUGUCUUAGAAGGUUUAGCCCUUUAUGCUGAUCCGAAUUUUAAGGUGCUUGCUGCUUCAUACCCAUAUUUUGCUAAGAGGCUCCUAACGGACCCAAAUCCCUAUCUAAGAGAUGCUCUUAUUGAGUUGCUGUUCAAGGAUGCAAAAUUCAGAUGGAAUAGACUUGAAAACCUGCUAGCUCAAGGGAAGAAGGACCGAGAUUUCUCAGCGAAAGAGGCUCUACAACCUGUUCUGAAGGUAUUAUUAAGUCCAGAUGGUGAAGAGCUAAGGACUCUAGUAAUCAAAGAGGCUGUUCGCGUAUCCGAAGCUUUUACUAUUGGCACUAUUUCCUCAACAUACCAGGCUCUUCCUGACUUUAUGAGGAACCUUGUUUUCAAUGCUAAUGCCAAUGGACCCCUUGCAAUGUCAGAAACUGAAUUGCAAAGUAUGAUAGAGCUAAGGGAUCAAGUGAUUAGGGUAUGGGGACUUCUGAGAACCUCUAAUGAUUUCGAACCAACACUUUUGCUACCAAUACUACAGGUCCUUCAGCAACCUGAGGCUCGCAGACUUGGGGGGCGUGUCGUGGGUGGUAUCACUCAACGCCUUGCAGCACGCUUUCUCCAGCAAGUACUCCGAGUGCAAACAUCAUCGUCGUCGUAGAUUUCGCAUCACCGGAAAGUCUAGGUUAUUGUGGACAGGGAACAUAGAAGUUCAUUCCUAACACUAAGGGGGAAAAAACAAAGAAAAGAAAGG
Arachis ipaensis is the source of this 2371-nucleotide messenger RNA. RefSeq names its product Protein kinase superfamily protein. Gene Ontology annotation, biological process: protein phosphorylation. The record is from RefSeq and is a predicted model, not a curated record. Gene Ontology annotation, molecular function: ATP binding; protein kinase activity. NCBI's taxonomy places the organism in Eukaryota, Viridiplantae, Streptophyta, Magnoliopsida, Fabales, Fabaceae.